AUGUUGCAGAACAAUGCGCGCGCAGAGCUUUAUGCAGUGAUAGUGGCCAUGGCAUGGUGCCGUUUUCAUGCAUGCUCAGCAAUUGUCUACACGGACUGCGCGUAUGUGAAGGAUGGUUACGACUACUUGUGUCGGCAUGGCGCCGUUCCAUCUGCCUGGAAGGACGAAGACCUGUGGGAGCUGGUCUUGCAGCUUCUUGCUAGUUUGGACGGCAUAGUCACACUGAUCAAAACCUCAGCGCAUGUGGAUGUGGCGGCACUUGUUGAUGUAGCUGACUCUGACCUGGUGUGGCAGGCACACUGGAAUGAGGCAGCAGAUGUUGCUGCCAAGUCAGCUCGAAUGAAUGCGGGCACGGCUGGUGAGGGCUUUCAGUGGCACGACUGCCAGGGCUCUCACGGAUUGGAUCUCGAGUUUAGAUUUGGAGCCCACGGCGCCAUGGCGAUGUCGGCCCUGUCCUGGGAGAGCAUCGGCCUCAUUGGCCUCACCGCGACGGAGGUGGUACGCUUGCUGCAGCAGCACAAGUCCUGUGAGCAGCACGAGACCUGGAGCCGGCGGGACUGCGCGGCGGCGCUGCGAACUGUUCGAAUCGAUAUGAUCAACACCGUCCGCGAGGAGAUGAGAGAUCAGGUGGAGGUGGUCCUGCGAAGUCUGCAGGACAUGAUGGUCAUGUCUUCCUUGGUGCUGGUGGUGGGCUUCGGCUCGGUGAGCGAGGGCACCUUCCCGGAUCCGGAGGAGGAUGAUGUCACGUACCCAGGUCUUCAGAGCUUCUUCUUGGAGCUCUAUGCGUGCCUGGCCGCCCUAACGCUGGUCUUGUCCUUGGGCUCGCUCCUGCUCAGUAUCGCCAUCUCCCAAGAGUUGCAGUUCUUCCUCUCUGCCUGCACGGCUGACUUGCAGCGCCAUGUGCGCAGGGCCUUGCAGCGCGAUUGGCCGGUGGAAAGCCGGGAGGCGUUGGAGGACUCAAAUGACUCAGAUGCCUUGCAAGCUGUGCUGGAGGAUGCCAGGGCGGUGCACGGUCUGGCUCAGGGCCUCAUGCGCCAGGUCAGCUACUUUCAACGGCUCUACCCCUUGGCGCACAUCCUGCUCUUCUCGGGCAUGCUUUGUGCGGUAUUCGAAUGCUCGGUGCUGCUGAGCUUGAUUCUGGUGCACCACUUUCCCAGCAUGCCCGUGCUGUGGCAGACUUACUGUGGGACGGUGUUGCUGGGAGUCUCUUUGUCCUCCGGCGUCAGCUUGUGGGCCAUGUGGAAGAUCAGCAGCCCGCGGGAAGAGCCUGAGGAGCACAGUGCCUUGAGCCCCGUGCGUCGCAGAUCCCGGUCCGGCAGGUUCAACCAGAGCCGAUUGGAUCAGCUGCGGGAGCCGCUCCUGUGA
Messenger RNA from Effrenium voratum, 1365 nucleotides. The record is from the annotation of a GenBank genome assembly. Lineage: Eukaryota; Dinophyceae; Suessiales; Symbiodiniaceae.